AUGGGCCAAGAAUUUCGAUAUCCCUGUACAAUCGAAAUCUGGAAAUUGCUAUGGUUUAUAGGAGUGGCAGUCGCUGUGGUUUUAACAUUCCAACAUUUUGAAUUGCCUUAUGGCAAUAUUAUAUCAUCUUUGUCUUCUGCUCAGAAGGAUCUAGGAGCGGGAAAUAGCAGCUUGUUAACUCAUGUUGCCUCAUUAACACCAGAGAUGGUUAAUAACGUGACUCAAUUAAAUGGUUUGAAUGCCACUGGUCUCUUCCCUGAGGGUGCUCAAGAGACUGAUAACAAUCAUGUAACAGAAACCCCUGUGAAUGUAAAUACUGAUUUUGUAUUAGAAGGAAGGAGAGGCUUGAAUGAUUCUUCUAUAAUAGACAGCCGUGAAAAGGAGUCUUCACCAGAGAAGUUGGUGGACGCAAAUACAAACUCCACCUCAUAUGUAAAUAAUGAUGUUGUAUCAGAAGGCAUUAGUGGCUUGAACAAGUCCUCUGGAAUAGACAACCACAGAAAGGAGUCUAAACCUGAACAGUUGGUAGAUCGAAAUGAAAAUUCCACACUGGAACCUGUCAACAGUUUGGGUAAUGGAUCUGCUCCACAAGAAACUGAAAGAAGCCUUUCUCCUAGCAUUAUAGCUCCUGUUGUUCCUGUUGAGUCUAAUACAUCUAUGAUGGAUAAAGAUGCAGCACCCAGUUUAGACAAUGAUGGGAAAAGAGGAGAACAGCAGAAUAAUCCUAGUCUAUUGCACAAUAACUCUUCUGUGACUUCAGUUCCAGAAGUGAAGAAAGAACCUCAGAUGCAAUCCUCGGCAGUGGUUUCAAUUUCAGAGAUGAACAAUUUGCAGCUUCAAAGAUGGUCUUCUCCCAAUUUGAGAAGACCACAACGGCCUUCAGCAGUUGACCAAGGGCUGCUAAAUGCAAAAUUACAGAUUCAGAAUGCACCUAUUGUAAAGAAUGAUCCUGUGCUUUAUGCUCCUCUCUUUUGGAAUGUCUCGAGGUUCAAAAAGAGCUAUGAAUUAAUGGAGGACCUCCUGAAAGUAUACAUUUACAAGGAAGGAGAAAGGCCUAUAUUACAUCAGGGCCCACUCAAGGGGAUAUAUGCUUCUGAGGGAUGUUCUCGAAACUUAGAGACAAACUUGUAUGUUCCUGAUUCUCACAGUCAUAGGAACCUCAUAGGAUAUCUGAAGAAGUACUUGGAUAUGAUCUCUGCGAAAUAUCCUUUUUGGAACAGAACUCGAGGUGCAGAUCAUUUUCUUGUUGCUUGUCAUGACUGGGCGCCAUCUGAAACAAGACAGUAUAUGGCCAAUUGCAUCAGAGCCCUUUGCAAUGCUGAUGCUAAACAAGAUUUCGUGUUUGGCAAAGAUGCAUCUCUUCCUGAGACAUAUGUGCGAACACCUCAAAACCCUCUUAGAGAUCUUGGAGGCAAACCUGCUUCCAAGAGAUCAAUCUUGGCUUUCUUUGCAGGUAGCAUGCAUGGCUAUCUACGGCCAAUUCUGUUACAGCACUGGGAAAACAAAGAUCCUGACAUGAAAAUAUUUGGUAAACUGCCUAAGGUCAAGAGCAGAGGCAAAAUGAACUACAUUCAGUACAUGAAAAGCAGCAAGUACUGUAUCUGCGCAAAAGGUUACGAAGUCAAUAGUCCACGAGUCGUAGAGGCCAUUUUCUAUGAGUGUGUUCCAGUGAUUAUAUCUGACAAUUUUGUCCCUCCAUUUUUGGAGGUUUUGAAUUGGGAAUCCUUUGCUCUUUUUGUCUUGGAGAAGGACAUUCCAAACUUGAAGAACAUACUCCUUUCAAUCCCUCAGAAGAGGUAUCGCCAGAUGCAGAUGAGGGUAAAAAAGGUACAACAGCAUUUUCUUUGGCAUCCUAGACCUGUGAAGUAUGAUAUGUUUCAUAUGAUACUGCACUCGGUCUGGUACAAUAGAGUUUUCCAAAUGCAGCCAAGAUAA
Messenger RNA from Dovyalis caffra, 1935 nucleotides. NCBI's taxonomy places the organism in Eukaryota, Viridiplantae, Streptophyta, Magnoliopsida, Malpighiales, Salicaceae. The record is from the annotation of a GenBank genome assembly.